UUUUUUGCAUGGGCGCCAGCGUCGACGGCGAUGGCGUCGCCGCCUGCAGCGCCAAGGCGUCCUUCCUCGGGGUCGGCAACGCCGAGUGCAUCUCGAUGCACCUCGCCUACGCGUCCUUCCUCGUCGCCGUCAUCGUCGCCAUCUCGGUCCUGCUCGAUGCGAUCCUCGCGUACUCGCGGCGAGCGAUCCAGUGCCCGCAGAUGAAGCGCAUCGUCAACCGCUUCUUUGAAGAGCUCAUGAUCAUGGGCUUCAUUUCGAUGUGCAUCUUUGCCAUCGACACGAGCGGGCUCGUCGAGGAAGUCUCGUUCGGCGUCGACAACCUCACGCGCCUCCAGCUGCUGCACUUUCAAGAGUUCUUCCACUACGUGGUCUUUAUGACGACCGUCUACUACGUGGCGAUCAUGCUCCUUCUCCUCGUCAUCGCUACCGUUGUGCCACGGCUGCUCUACGGCACGCCCCGCGACGAGCACGAAGAAGCGGCGCCGCUGCUCGAGCACGCAGACACGGACGACGCGCUCUUGAGCCCGUUGUCCGACGUGUACCCCCGGCAGUACGACGCCGCCAAGCGCGCGCGCGAUGAAACCUCGGGCUACAAUUUUGUCCAUGCGUCGCGCAUGUACUGUCUGCUGCGGCAGCGCUACAAGCGCGAAGGCGUCUUCUUCAAGUUCAACUUGCUCAAGCAGUUUGCGCUCUGGAAAAGCUUUGAGCUACUAGCGUACAACGUGUGCCAAUACCGAAGCAAGUAUCUGUACAAGAACCCGAGUGAGAUGCAGCGCAUCUUUGGCCUCUCGCACCGGUCGUCGCACCACGUGAGCUUCCGCCGCUUCCACACGCUCUGCACGCGCCACCUCCUUGCGACCGUCGCGCAUCUGCAUUACACGACGUUCUUCGUGCUGGUUGUGCUCGUCUUCGCGGCUGGCGCGCUCCCGACCGCGACGGCCUACGUCUUCCUCGGGCUCGCCACGUGCCUCGCGAUCCUAACGUUUGUCAUUAUGAUCAAGACCCUCCGGAUCCUCAAGGGCAUCAUCAAGGACCGGCUCUUGGUGCUGACGCGCGAAGACAUUGAUGCGGUGCGGCAUCGCACAUCGUCCGACGAUCCGCUUCCGUCGCCAGAGCGCCGGCGCCCGACGCUCAAGGGUGUCGCGCAGAUGGUCCGGGCGACGAUCCGACUGCAAAUGUCCGUGCUCUGCCACCGGCAGCUGCACUACCAUGACGCGCGGUUCUGGUUUCGCCGGCCGUGGUUUCUGCUGCGUCUCUUCCAGCUCUCGACGACUGGCCAAGCGUUCUACCUCGUCUGGCUCACGCUCGUCGUCGUCAAAGACCCGUUGUUGCCGAGUUGGAUGCUGGCGUGCAUGGUGCUCGCACCACUCACGUCGCUGUUUAUUUUAACGCCACUCACGAUGCCGAGCCUCGUGCUGGUCAUGAGCCUUGCGGGCUUCUUCGUCGAGCAGGACCCGCACGGCCAGAACAACAACGGCUUUGACGAGCUCCAGCCGCAGCACCUCACGGCCAAAGAUCGCAUUCGCAUCGCCCGCAAGUCGUAUCUUCGAAACACCGAGGAAACGUCGACGAGCGUCCCGUGCAAUGCCGACGUGUGCCAGAGUUUCUCGUCCAAGGGGUCGGUGGCAGCGCUGCCGGCGGCGUCGCCCCAAGCCUCCGACAUGCUUCUGCACAUGUACGACCUGCCGCUGGUGUCGCCAGCGUCAUCGUCGGGGCGCCACUCGAAGCGGGGCACACGGUCCAUCGUGACGACGCCGGUCGAGACCGAGUACACGCUGCAAGGGACACCGCGGAGCUUCUUCCAGGAGACCAAGAUGUUCCAGAACUACUGCUCGAGCUACGGCGGGUAUGCCACGCCGAGCAACACGGUCACGACGGGCAACAACUACACCUACAACGACGCCACCAACGACGGCGACGGCGACAACAACAUCCAUGCAGUGCGAGGCGACGAGGCUGCAUGAGUAGACGACGAUCAUAAGAAGCAUCUCAAUGCGCUUUCGUGUACAUGCGG
This is a messenger RNA of Saprolegnia parasitica CBS 223.65, 2014 nucleotides long. RefSeq lists its product as hypothetical. The record is from RefSeq and is a predicted model, not a curated record. The transcript has 5 exons. Bases 9 to 1964 code for a protein of 651 amino acids. Lineage: Eukaryota; Oomycota; Saprolegniomycetes; Saprolegniales; Saprolegniaceae.